Molecule: messenger RNA, 1506 nt
Organism: Aspergillus tubingensis
Lineage: Eukaryota; Fungi; Ascomycota; Eurotiomycetes; Eurotiales; Aspergillaceae
Product: Dor1-like family protein
Exons: 1
Coding region: 1-1506 (501 amino acids)
Biological process (GO): cytoplasm to vacuole targeting by the Cvt pathway; intra-Golgi vesicle-mediated transport
Cellular component (GO): COG complex
Source: RefSeq, a predicted model, not a curated record
AUGGCCGAUUAUCUAUAUGAUCUUCUAGCCCCUCAUCUGGCCUCGACGAAGGCUGCCACCGCCCUCUCCGAUCCGGAUCGCGAUACAACCACCGCUCAAUACCUGAAUCGUCUCCCUACGCUCUCUCUCCAAGCAUUACAGUCCACGGAACCUCAAUCCCUAACUCAGUCCUCUCAUUCUACCCUUCUGUCGCUGCAAGCUCUGUCGAAUCGCUCCCACAAGGCCUUUGUCACCUCCGCAGAUGGCCUGUCCAAUCUCCGCGCGUCCAUCCCCCAGUUGGCCCGGAACGCACAGCAACUGCGAGAUGCGGUCCCAAAACUCGAUGAAGAGGCAGUCCGAUUCUCGUCCAAAUACAGCCGAGCAGCGGAGAAUGUCGCUCUAGAGCAACGGAAGAAGGUGAUGCAGCUGGCGCGGAACGUCGACCGGCUGUCCGAUAUCCUCGAGCUCCCCACGCUGCUCGCAACAGCUGUCUCUUCCGCGGCCGCUAAUUCGGCAACGACGGGCAGCUCGGUCUCCACGACGUAUUCUACGGCAUUGGAUCUGUACGCGCAUAUCAAGCGGUUACAAACACUCUAUCCCGAUUCGCCGCUCAUCAAAGAUGUAGUCUCCCAAGCCGAGGAUGCUAUGAAGGACAUGACGUCGAAUCUGAUCGCAGGUCUUCGGGCACAGAACUUGCGACUAGCAGCUGCUAUGAGGACGGUGGGUUGGCUGCGUAGGGUGGCACCGGAACUGGAUAACCUCCACCACGAAGGAUCACCGGCUGCGGCGGAGGGCGCAUUGGGGGCUAUUUUCCUGAUCUGCAGGCUGGCGAAUUUGAUCACGAUGCUAGAAGCUCUGGAUCCUCUACGGGAGCUGGCCGAUCAGGAGACACAGCGCAGGGCUCCAAACACAGACAAGAAGAAUGGGGCGACGGGAACCUGGUCCGAAGGACACCAGACGGAGAAGUAUCUGAAACGGUAUAUCGAGAUCUUUCGCGAGCAGAGCUUUGCAAUCGUCUCUCUCUACAAGAACAUCUUCACUCCAGAUCAAUCGGAGUCAGAGCUCGCCGUGACCGGCUUACGGGGCAUCGAUGCGCGGCUCAAAGCUGCGGCAUCGCGACCCUCUCACCCAGAGGAUCCACUCCAGUGUCUUCCACCGGCACUUGCUACCUUCCCAAUGCACCUAAUACAAUUGUUGACGGACACCUUGCGCACCUAUCUCCCCAACGUCCGGGAUAAAAGCUCCCGAGAGAGUCUCCUGACCCAGGUGUUGUACUGUGCUGCCAGCUUGGGUCGACUGGGUGGUGAUUUUGGCAUGAUUCUGACCGAGCUCAGCGAGGCAGCGGAUGAGGAGCAAGAGGACGACGAUGCCGAUGACGAUGACUUGGCCUAUGAAUGGGAGGAAGUGACUCGGAAACACAGAGCCUUGGCAGGACGCCUAGAGCAGCUGACAGGAGGUGCAACUCCCGGGUCCUCGGCCAAAGGACAUUCGUCGCGACAAGCCUUGCCCCUGCAAGGAGAUAUUUGA